UUGUUAACUGCUUGUAGUUUUUAUGUUUGAACAGCAGGGGAGGCAGAUGUUCAAGGAAAAAUACAGGCCUACUUACUGUACACUGUACAGGGAAUAAAUAGGGUGCCAUUGGGAAAAUGGGUGUAUAGACUUCUCUCUAUUCUAACCUACAGAUACUAUCCUUGGGAUUUCUGAGAUUGUUUCAAUUUAAAAGGAAUGAGCUGGUGUAAGAAAUAUGGUGGAAACUCUUUAGUCUAUGCUUAGGCCAAUCCUACGUGGCCUUACAUACCCUUUACUUGUACAUAUUUCAACAGUUUAGUGCUCUGCCAUUUGACAUGCCAUGAUUUAUAACAAAAGGAUUUGGCUCUGGUGGGUAUGUGUGAGGCAGUGACCCUCUUGACACUUACAUUUGAAUCUAUGAGUCAUACGAGAAACAUGAAUUAUUCAUAUUGGCUGGUUAUUACGAUGUGUAUGUUAUGGAUGAACAAAUGGCUGAAUUACAAUUCCCUAGUUACAUACACUUCUCUCCCCCUCAUGGAUUAAAAAAAAAACAACAUUGGAUUGGUGUAAACUGGAUCUUCUCUUACACCAGUCCAUUCCUUUAAAUCUGGGAAGAGUACAGAAUCGUCCCUCAGCCAAUACAAUAAAAUGACUCAAUUCAAAAGACCCAUGUAACCAUAUUACAAUAUUGACUGAUACUGUGACAGCGUAGCUACUGUUUCACACCACCAGCUCUUUCACAGCAGGGCCUGACCUGUCAGAGAGAGGUGCUGUGCAUCCCAAAUGGCCCCCUAUUCCCUAUAUAGUGCACUACCUUUGACCAGAGCCCUGUGGGCCCUCUGGUCAAAAGUAGUGCACUAUGUAGGGAAUAGAGUGCCAUUUGGGACACAGAGGGAGAGAACAUGAUGGUGUCCUUCACAUGAUAUUGAAGGUCCUGCCUAUCUAUUUAUCCAAUAUCCAGUCAGCUCUGUGGCUGAUGCUGUGGCGAGGGAGGAAGCUGAGCACAAGUCAACACGUCUAACUGCAUCUCUCAUCAGGGGGGCCACAGCAAUGGCAGGCUGGCAUUGACAAACACACCAGCACUCAGUCAGAGGAGCCUCACAGAGCAGGUCACUGCUGAGGGAGAGCGGGAGUUAGAGCACUGAGCAGUAGCGUCCAUGAUGUUUGUGUGGAUGGCAUUAUGUAUCGUUACUCCCUCACAUCUGGAGGAAAAUAGUCAUUAUUCAUGUGACGAUAAUCCUUUGUGUGAAGUGUGAUUAUCAGUCACAAACAGUCAUGAAUUGCUCUGCUGAGAGGGAUAGGCAUACAAGACAAUGCAAAUGUGAUGUAAUGUGUGUACAAUAAUUGUGUUGUGCUCUGUGCUCCCUACCCUUUCCUUUUGGCAGGCGUGACGUCACAUUUCAAGGCAGUUGGUUGAGCUGGAGGUAGAGGAGGAGACGAGCAACCCAGCGAGUUGAAGGGCCUGCGAAAAAAAGAGACGUCGUUAAAAGAUAACCAAGCACAUUGGUUUUUAAAAGUCAACUUUUAGACCCCGAAAGUGAAUAUCGAAGACUACUUUUGCAAAUUCCUGACCUGAUAAUCCGAUUCAACUGGAGAAACCACCAAGCUGAUGUGUUGUGCAUUGAAGUCCACAAGCGAAGGGAAAGGUGAGAGGAGGAGACCCCAUAGAUGCGAGAAAGAAUACAACGUGGCUGCUUUGAAGAGGGGCUCCAUGAAAAAUGACAGAGGAGGUGAUAGUUAUAGCCAAGUGGGACUACUCGGCUCAGCAGGAACAGGAACUUGACAUCCGGAAAAACGAGCGGCUGUGGCUCCUGGAUGACAGCAAGACGUGGUGGAGGGUGAGGAACGCCUCCAACCGGACCGGCUACGUCCCCUCUAACUAUGUGGAGAGGAAAAACAGCUUAAAGAAGACCUCGCUGGUGAAAAACAUCAAAGACACACUCGGCCUGGGGAAGACGAAGAGGAAGACGAGUGCCCGCGAUGCCUCGCCAACACCCAGCACGGACGCAGAGUACCCGUCCAAUGGUGGCGGAGGUAGCAGCGCCGAGCGUAUCUAUGACCUCAGCAUCUCAGCCCUGGUCAAGUUCGCCUACACGGCGGAGCGGGAAGACGAGCUGACACUGGUGAAGGGGUCAAGGAUCAUUGUCAUGGAGAAGUGUAGCGACGGCUGGUGGCGAGGGAGUUCUGAAGGUCUGGUAGGAUGGUUCCCCUCUAACUAUGUCCUGGAGGAGGGAGAGGAGGAGGCCGUCUGGGGGGACCUAAGCGGAGGUUACCCAGGACAGGGGGCAGGGUCGGGAGGGGUGACCAACGGGACCACCAGGGCGAUCCACACUGUUCAGACGCUGUACCCCUUCAGCUCUGUGACCGAUGAGGAGCUGAACUUUGAAAAGGGCGAGGUGAUGGCGGUGCUGGAGAAACCGGAGAACGACCCUGAGUGGUGGCGGUGUCGGAACGCCCGUGGACAGGUGGGCCUGGUGCCAAAGAACUAUGUGGUUAUCCUUAGCGACGAUCUAGCCCCCGGGGGUGGGAUGGGCUCGGGCCCCCACUCGCCCCAGAUCAACUACACAGGGCCGGCCCGCGUGGGAAAGUUUGCCGGGAAGGACUGGUACUAUGGGGGAGUGACCAGGCAUCAGGCAGAGUGUGCGCUCAACGAGAGAGGAGGUCAGGGAGACUUCCUGGUCAGAGACAGCGAAUCAUCGCCCAGUGAUUUUUCCGUGUCCCUCAAGGCGAUGGGAAAGAACAAGCACUUCAAGGUUGCGCUGGCGGAGGGGGUCUACUGUAUCGGCCAGAGACGCUUCAUCAGCAUGGACGAACUGGUGGAGCAUUACAAAAAAGCCCCGAUCUUCACCAGCGAACAUGGAGACAAACUCUACCUGGUCAAACCUCUGCUGUGAACACACACAAAUGCUCGCAUUCAUACAUUUGCACACACACACACACACACACACACACACACUCCGGACCCCGGUGCUCGGCCUGGCCUAAUAACAAGCCUUAUUAACCGGACUUGCGACUGACUGAUUGAGCACAGCAAUAUCCACUGGUCUGCCCAUGACCCUUCAAUACAGGUGCUAAAAGUCACCAUCACCUCAACAGAGAAUCAUUUAGCACAGAGAGAGACUCAAAUGGUACAUGUUGGCCACCGUAGCUCAGAUUCCUUUCAGAAUAAUGACACUGAGUCCUGUCCAGAAGUGUCCAGAGAACAGCUUCAGUAAGGGCCCAUCUGUAAGCACCCGCUCUUUGCCUUGGCUGACAACUCCACCUCCUAGUAAAAGCCCUGCCGGUGCCUCCUAGGUUUUUGGAGUGAGCACGGAUGGGGAUUUACAGACAAUGGUUCCUUCACGACAGCUACAUACACUAUGAAAGUGAAUAUUUAAUGUGACCCGUCCCUUGCAGAAAGUAGUAUUACGUUUCCAUAGACCCUUGUACCAGAAAGAAAGGCACCACAAAUUGUACUUGUACUGUAUUUACCAGAUAAGGAAAGGGCGCCCUCUGUAGGUGUAUUGUGGAAUGGACACGGUCAGGAAGCUGCGAGUUGAAUGUCCGUGGAUGUAUACCGCCGACCAUGUGCCACACCCUCAUACUGCUCAAAUGUGCCCCUAACGUUCUCUUCGAAUCCACCGCUUUCCUCAACGUCCGAGUGGAAACGUCGCUGACCGAGGAUGAGGUUUCAAGAGCGAUAGGAAAAACGUUUCGUUGGUUUGUCUGUUUGCCAAUCAGUCUGUUCAAAAUUAGUUUCCUGCUUUUAAAAAUGAAAAACUGUGUCUUAAUGUUACUGAGCACUGUUAUUUAAAUCUUGUUUUCAGCUGUGUAUGUAUAUUUAAAAAGAAGAUUAAGGUGAAUAUAUGAAUUUAGAUACAGCGGAAGGUACUGUAUUCCAAGAUGGUGUGGUGACUUGAGGGUUGAAAUACUUUUGUUCAAUUAAAAGUUUUGCCGAAACAAGCUUUCUGGUUGCA
Messenger RNA from Oncorhynchus nerka (sockeye salmon), 3935 nucleotides. RefSeq names its product cytoplasmic protein NCK2-like. The transcript has 5 exons. NCBI's taxonomy places the organism in Eukaryota, Metazoa, Chordata, Actinopteri, Salmoniformes, Salmonidae. The record is from RefSeq and is a predicted model, not a curated record. Gene Ontology annotation, molecular function: receptor tyrosine kinase binding; signaling adaptor activity. The coding region runs from base 1698 to 2873 and encodes 391 amino acids. Gene Ontology annotation, biological process: signal transduction; positive regulation of endoplasmic reticulum stress-induced intrinsic apoptotic signaling pathway; negative regulation of PERK-mediated unfolded protein response.